GGAUGUGCUCUGGUGCAUCUCGUUGCAUUGACGUCAGUGAGGAAACAUGGCGGCCGGUGGAGUGUCCGCGGAUGGCGGAGACAUCAUGAGAUACGCUGAAUAUUCUCCUAAAACAAACGCCAGGAGUGAUGCAGAGAUAGACAGACGGCUGGGACAGACUCUCAUUGCUGUUGGUCUCGGUGUCGCUGCUGCAGGUUUUGCAGGCCGUUAUGCAUUCCAGCUGUGGAAGCCUCUUGGACAGGUUUUCUCUGAAACUGUCAAGAAGAUGCCCACAUCGGCAUUCUCAGCAUAUUACAAAGGAGGCUUUGAGCAGAAGAUGUCCAAACGAGAGGCCAGCCUCAUCCUGGGCAUCAGCCCAGCCAGCACUAAGGCCAAAGUACGAGAGGCCCAUCGAAGGGUCAUGGUCCUGAACCAUCCAGAUAAAGGCGGCUCACCGUUUCUCGCUGCUAAGAUCAACGAGGCCAAAGACCUUCUGGACAAAGAGACCCGCCGAUGACCUGAACCAUCAAUGAGGACUUUAAAGACUUCAUCACCUUCCAGCUCUGCAGUUCUGCUCCGGCAGCUUCCAUAUCAGCUCCACACCAAGACAUCUGUCCACUUUGGCUCCUGGAAGACAGUUUUCUUCCUCAGCUGGCGCUAAAUCAACCCUGUGAACAUAUAAAUAUGUAUUUUACCUGAGAGUGAAGGAUGUGAAACCCUUUAGGUGUUAAUAUUGAAGGCUGUAAACUGGAACAGUGCUGCUUUUCAUCUCCAUGUUUAGUGUUUUGGUCUGAGUGUACAAAUGUGUGCAUGUACGGCGUUACAUAAUGAUCUAUUUAACAAUAGAGUAAUAAAUUCACAUUUCCAUAUUUAAACAGUUAAAAUAAAAGCUGUAAACAAAUCAAUAAACUUUAUUUGUUAACAUU
This is a messenger RNA of Amphiprion ocellaris (clown anemonefish), 905 nucleotides long. RefSeq names its product DnaJ (Hsp40) homolog, subfamily C, member 15 (gene dnajc15). Bases 47 to 496 code for a protein of 149 amino acids. NCBI's taxonomy places the organism in Eukaryota, Metazoa, Chordata, Actinopteri, Pomacentridae. The record is from RefSeq and is a predicted model, not a curated record. The transcript has 6 exons. Gene Ontology annotation, biological process: protein import into mitochondrial matrix. Gene Ontology annotation, cellular component: PAM complex, Tim23 associated import motor. Gene Ontology annotation, molecular function: ATPase activator activity.